This is a messenger RNA of Laccaria bicolor S238N-H82, 852 nucleotides long. RefSeq lists its product as uncharacterized. The record is from RefSeq and is a predicted model, not a curated record. NCBI's taxonomy places the organism in Eukaryota, Fungi, Basidiomycota, Agaricomycetes, Agaricales, Hydnangiaceae. Bases 1 to 852 code for a protein of 283 amino acids. The transcript has 2 exons.
AUGUUUGGCGGUAGGAUUUUUGGCGGAGGGACGACUCGUAAACACCACGGCUCGGGCGGUGAGCGUAGGAGGGAGGGGGAGACCAUGAUGUGCUGGUUUAUGAAUCGUUGGGGAACCAUCUCGGAGGGCUUGUUUGAGGUCGUUGAAGAGAGGAAAGAGUCGGGCGAUGUACAGGUUAAGACUGCCAAUGGUUCACUUGGCACUUCGGGACAGACGCCGCAGACCGUUUCCUCUGGAGACUUUGGAAGUUCACCAUCUAUCUCUCUUUCGACUUUGAACCUCCCGUUCAUUCGCCCUUUAGAGAUCGGAAAGGUUCAUCAACCACCCUCUGCCAGCGGGACUUCGUCUGUCAAUGAGCACCAUUCUCCUUCCAAAUGCAUGGAUAGCAUGUCCGACGGAGAUAGAUUCAAAGUUGGAAACAAUCGCACGCUAUCCGCCGUGGAAAAUCGAGUGACAAGCCCACCAGAAGCCGACGCUUAUUAUUUCUGGGGUGGUCAUCACGCUGAAACGUUCGACAAGAAACCCAGAGAGCCCAAUAAAAUUCAAUCUGUAUUUCUGUCACCCUCACCAGCCUCCUCGAAUGACCGCCUAGAUGUCUGUUCGGCCCAAGACGUCAGCUCAGAGGCCGCGAGCACUAAUUCCGCUCCAGGACCUACGUCCUAUUUUCACAUCACCUCCCCUACUCGUCCGCUCACAUCCAUCAAGUCGAGGAACGUCUGCUGGACAUCUCCCUGCCCUCCAAAACCGAAGACGCGAAUCAGGAACCCUCACCAUCCACAUCCACACCACGACCCUCCAGCGCGCAAGCCAACCCAGUACUAUGUCAAGCCUGCUCACACAUUCUUUUGCUAG